Hyla sarda is the source of this 954-nucleotide messenger RNA. RefSeq names its product pentraxin fusion protein-like. The transcript has 7 exons. The record is from RefSeq and is a predicted model, not a curated record. The coding region runs from base 13 to 774 and encodes 253 amino acids. Lineage: Eukaryota; Metazoa; Chordata; Amphibia; Anura; Hylidae.
CUGAACAAAACAAUGAGAAUGCUGGAGCACCGGAGUGCCCCUUUGAAGAGGUGUGCGAAAAUAGACACCAUUGGAUCAGGAGAGACUUUUAUUUUUGACUGUGAUGGGAUGGAAGGGCGUUUUGUCACUAUCGUUAUUCCGGGUCGCAAAGAAUAUCUGCAGCUAUGUCAAGUUCAAGUGUUUGCUGAGUCACUAGAGGAAGGAAAGGAGGAAAUAUAUCACAAUGUGGCCCUUAAAGGCAGUGCUUCCCAAUCAAGCACAUUCUCAUCUUCUGGAGAUGCUAAAAAUGCCAAUGAUGGUUCUUUAGCCAACAAUCACAUUAUGUCUCAAUGUUCCAUCACCGAAAGACAGGUAUCACCUUGGUGGAUGGUGAACUUACAGUCUACCUACAAUAUCUUUGCUGUGGUCAUCACUAAUCGCGUAUUGGAAUGCUGUAAGGACAGGAUCAGUGGAGCAGAGAUUCGUAUUGGAAAUUCAUCACAGGCCGGAGGAACACUGAAUCCAAGGUGUGGAGUAAUUAGAUCAAUGGAGUCCGGAGAGUCCUUAUAUUUCACCUGUAAUGGUAUGGUUGGGCAGUAUGUGACAGUGACAAUCCCGGGACGAGCUGAGCAUCUUAUCUUAUGUGAGGUGCAGGUUUUUGGGGUUCCUAAUAUUUCUGAAGACUUAGGAAACUCAACACUGGCAUCUGUGGGAAAGAAAAGACAGCUCGCCUGUCUGGAUACGUCACAAGCUAGGGGGCCUGGUGAAGCGCAACCACGCUAUACGGACGGAUGAAUUCAUGGAAUAAAGAAGUAUCCACUGAUUUACCGUUUUCCGGAUGCUGAGAAGAAGAAUGAUUGUACAGCCUAAAGCUCGGGCCAUGGUGUGGAGCACAGAAACUUCUAGAAGAGACUCCCACUAUCUGAACAGAUUUCUCUUCUUUAUAUGCUGCAUAGAACAGUGAAAAGGGCAAAG